AGGGCUGUUCGAUUUCAUUCAUUCUCGCUACCAUAAACCUUAAAAAUCCCCAAUUUUUUUUGAAACUAAGAACGAAAGUGAAAUCGUGAACUUCAUCUUCUUCCUCUUCUCUUUUCAAACCAACCCCUUAUUCCUGUAUUGCACACUACUCAAAACUUGGAACGAUGGAGAGUGUUGAAGAAGAAGAAGAAGAGGUGAGAAGGAUUGUGACUGAUGAAGAAAAGCUAGAAGCCAAAAAUUUCAACAUAUUCGAUCUCCCUGACGUACCUAAAGGACUUCCUCCGCAUCUCGAACUCCAGCGAACUCGUGUUGUCUGCGAAGUUGGUGCUCCUUUACAUGCCACGGGUACCAUUUACUCGGGUGCCUAUAUCUCUUCGGGAGUGGACAACAGUGUGAAUCUAGAAAACUUCUCUGAGAAUUUCAAAGUUGAUGUGAUUAGUCUCACA
Molecule: messenger RNA, 446 nt
Organism: Camelina sativa (false flax)
Lineage: Eukaryota; Viridiplantae; Streptophyta; Magnoliopsida; Brassicales; Brassicaceae
Source: RefSeq, a predicted model, not a curated record